Opisthorchis viverrini is the source of this 237-nucleotide messenger RNA. RefSeq lists its product as hypothetical. The transcript is spliced from 3 exons. NCBI's taxonomy places the organism in Eukaryota, Metazoa, Platyhelminthes, Trematoda, Opisthorchiida, Opisthorchiidae. The record is from RefSeq and is a predicted model, not a curated record. The annotation marks the transcript as partial.
AUGCAUCACGUUCAGUUGCCUAGAAACAUCACAAACGAUAGAUUCAGCUGGGCGCCAGGGCAGUUUUUUCCACUCUACACUGAAAUCUGCUGUACAAUACACUUCAUUGAGGAAUACGGUGUACUGAAGCAUGCUGGUUACUACAUUAUGGAUGAGCGACUGAAACAUGAGGCGGCCUGGUGUAGCACAUUCAGUUGCCUGGAAACAUCACAAACGAGAGAUUCAGCUGGGUUCCAG